Messenger RNA from Papilio polytes (common Mormon), 420 nucleotides. RefSeq names its product helix-loop-helix protein 1 (gene HLH4C). NCBI's taxonomy places the organism in Eukaryota, Metazoa, Arthropoda, Insecta, Lepidoptera, Papilionidae. The record is from RefSeq and is a predicted model, not a curated record. Gene Ontology annotation, biological process: regulation of transcription by RNA polymerase II. Gene Ontology annotation, molecular function: DNA-binding transcription factor activity, RNA polymerase II-specific; RNA polymerase II cis-regulatory region sequence-specific DNA binding; protein dimerization activity. The coding region runs from base 1 to 420 and encodes 139 amino acids. The transcript is spliced from 2 exons.
AUGAAGAGCUGGUUGGAGAGUGGUAUGAGUAUGGAGGAUGGCGCGCUGUCGUGCAUGCUUGCCGAGCCGCGCGAAGCACUGCUCCCUAUCACGAGCAGAGAGAACUUAGCGCCUAGAAAACGGGAAAGAGCACUAGAGCCAUGCGCGUUGUCUGAAGACGCAUACCUCUCCAGUGGGACAGGUUCCCCCUGCGCUGGUCUCUCCCGUGAAGAGCGGAGACGUCGGCGCAGAGCUACACUAAAGUAUCGAACAGCGCAUGCCACCAGGGAAAGAAUACGUGUGGAAGCGUUCAACGCGGCAUUCGGAUCACUCCGACGUCUCCUACCAACUCUACCUCCGGAUAAGAAGCUAUCGAAAAUUGAAAUUUUAAGACUUGCGAUAUGUUACAUAGCUUAUCUAAACCACGUUUUAGACGCGUGA